UGCGCGCCCCACUGGACUCGGCUGUCACUCAGUUGACUAGCAGACAGCCAUGGCUGCCCUCAGCAAGCUAACGCGCAACUGCUAUGAAGUCGGCCACACAUGGAGCCCGUCGUGUAUGCAGUCCGCGGCGGACAUAACCAGGGGGGCGCUGGAGGUCUCCUUCAAAAUUUACGCCCCUCUUUACGUGAUAGCAGCCAUUCUCAGGAGAAGGAAUAAGGAUUACUACCUAAAAAGGCUUCUACCUGAGAUAUUACAGUCUACCUCUUUCCUCACUGCCAAUGCAGCCCUCUACAUAUUCUUCUUCUGCAUUCUCAGGAAACUACUGGGAGGGUUUUAUUCAUGGUCCAUUGGGUUUGGCUCAGCACUGCCCGCCUCCUAUAUCGCAAUCCUCCUGGAGCGUAAGAGCAGGAGAGGACUCCUCACAAUAUACAUGACAAACAUUGCCACUGAGACUUUGUUCCGCAUGGCAGUGACACGAGGAAUAAUCCAACCUAUCAAACAUGGCGAGGUGCUUCUGUUCUGCAUUACAGCCUCCCUCUACAUGUUCCUCUUCAGGAGUAAAGAUGGUCUUAAAGGCUUUGCAUUCUCUGCAUUGAAGUUCAUCAUUGGCAAGGAAGAGAUUCCAUCUCACUCUGUUACGGCUGAGCCUGAUAGCAAAAGGCUUCGAGAGGAGCAAGCCGCUGUACAGUCUGAUGCUUCACAUGUUUCAGCGAUGAUGCAGCGUGAUUCCGGGAGGAGCAAAUCUAUGUUGUCCUACACCAAGCAACUGCUGGAGUCAAUAUGUAAACGAGGUCCAAGACACAGAUGUUGCAAACAUCACCAGGACAACUGCAUUUCCUACUGCAUUAAAGGUUUCGUGAGAAUGUUCAGCGUUGGCUACUUGAUUCAGUGUUGCCUUAGAGUGCCAUCAGCGUUCCGGCAAGUCUUCUCCAAACCGUCGCGACUUCCCUCCCUCUUCUACAACAAAGACAACUUCCAGCUUGGGGCCUUUUUGGGCUCUUUUGUCAGCAUCUACAAGGGAGUAAGCUGCUUGCUUCGUUGGUUGCGGGAUAUUGACAGUGAACUGCAUGCUCUGGUUGCUGGCUUCCUCGCUGGCUUAUCAAUGUUUUUCUACAAGAGCACGUCGAUAUCCAUGUAUCUCUUCUCUAAGCUGGUGGAGACCUUGUACUUCAAGGGCAUCGAGGCAGGCCACUUCCCGUACUAUCCACAUGCGGACACAGUCCUCUACGCCAUCUCCACCGCCAUCUGUUUUCAAGCUGCUGUGAUGGAGGUUCAGAACCUUCGGCCUACAUACUGGAAGUUCCUUUUGCGUCUCACUCAGGGCAGGUUUGCUGUGAUGAACCGACAGUUGCUGGAUGUUUUUGGCACUCAGGCCUCCAGGGACUUUCACGGUUUUGUGCCCAAACUAGACCCGCGCUACGUCACAGCACCCAGCCAAAUGACACUUCCACCAAGCGGUGACGUCCCACUUCUAUGAUGUGGGAUGAAAUGAUGCUCUUCAGCUAAGCGAUAUUUUAUUUGGAGGUUAUCUUAAGCAGCUGUCCGGGUUGUGGCAAAAUAGAUGUAAUGCCUAUGACGGCCUUCUGCUACUCUGUGAGCAACAGAGCAUCUGCAGUGAACUUCACGCAUUUGUCAGUUUUAGCCUUUUGUUUGUUUUCGCAAUGUUCUAAUUAUAUCACCAAAUGACUUUAUCUAGGUUGUAGCAUUCCAUCACAUUUUUUUUCUCAGGUUCCCAACAGAAGUAUGUUUGGUUGUUUUGGAUGCCUGUUUUGACUGUGAGACUAAUAUUUGUGGUAAAGUUACAAUACUAUGUUUUAGAUAAUCUACUAUGCAGACAGCAUGUGUUUAACUGCGUGUGACACAAAUGUGCAGGUUUUCUGUUUUAACCAGCUAAUUAGUUUCAUUGUUAAGUUUAAAUUGCAUUUGAUAACAUGGAAAUGAUUUAACUGCAGAGUCACAGAACUUGUAUUUGUAAAUUGUCUUAACAGCUGAACAGUGAGCAACAUCCAUCCAUUUUCUACCGCUUGUCCCCACAAUAUACAUUAAACAGUAAUAAGAGUGAUUCUGAUUCACAAGACUAAAACAAAAUGUUUUUGUUUAUAUUUUUUCUGUUAACAUUAAGAUCAAGCACAAAGUGCAAUAUGUUGUCUCAAAUGUUUAGCAUAUUUUCCUGUUUUGUUUUUUUCUCAGUUAACAGCUUUUGCCAAAACAAAAAUCAUCUAUUUUGCGUGAGUUUCCUAACACAACAGUUGUAUUUGCUCUUCAGUGGACCAUAAUUAUUUGUGUAUCAAUAGGCAGUAAAAGGUUCAGAUUUGAUUUCAGAGCAUUUUGCAUUCAGUACUCAAAUACACACAUGACCUCUGUUAGAGAAUUCACUUUACACAGAUGUUAUAAAACAUAUAUGUAUACAGUACAGAAAGUUAAUACAAUUUAUGUUGCAUAUUACACCGAUGCGAUUGCCUGAAAACGUUUUUAUGUUGAAAUAAAAUGUUUUUGGAUUUAACGGCGGAGCCUGGUGGAAUUUUCCUUGGACGUCCAUCCAUAUAUACAUCAUCUCAAGUUACUUAUUUUUUUUUCAGGUUUACUCUGUAAUCAUUUGUUGACUUGGCAAUGAAGGACAUAAAUGGUAUGUUGUAGGGCUGUGAAUCUUUGGGUGUCCCACGAUUCGAUUCAAUAUCGAUUCUUGGGGUCACGAUUCUAUUCAAAAUCGAUUUUUUUUUUUCAAUUCAACACGAUUCUCGAUUCAAAAACGAUUUUUUUCCCGAUUCAAAACGAUUCUCUAUUCAUUCAAUACAUAGGAUUUCAGCAGGAUCUACCCCAGUCUGCUGACAUGCAAGCAGAGUAGUAGAUUUUUGUAAAAAGCUUUUAUAAUUGUAAAUGACAAUGUUUUAUCAACUGAUUGCAAUAAUGUAAAUUUAUUUUAACUAUUAAAUGAACCAAAAAUAUGACUUAUUUUAUCUUUGUAAAAAUAUUGGACACAGUGUGUUGUCAAGCUUAUGAGAUGCGAUGCAAGUGUAAGCCACUGUGACACUAUUGUUAAUUUUUUUAAUUUUUUAUAAAUGUCUAACGAUAAUGUCAAUGAGGGAUUUUUAAUCACUGCUAUGUUGAAAUUGUAACUAAUAUUGAUACUGCCUUGCAUGGCAGCUCCCGCCAUCAGUGUGUGAAUGUGUGUGUGAAUGGGUGAAUGUGGAAAUACUGUCAAAGCGCUUUGAGUACCUUGA
This is a messenger RNA of Entelurus aequoreus (snake pipefish), 3221 nucleotides long. RefSeq names its product transmembrane protein 135 (gene tmem135). The record is from RefSeq and is a predicted model, not a curated record. NCBI's taxonomy places the organism in Eukaryota, Metazoa, Chordata, Actinopteri, Syngnathiformes, Syngnathidae. The coding region runs from base 50 to 1477 and encodes 475 amino acids. The transcript has 15 exons.